AUGGGAAAAUCGAAUAAAGCAAAGAAGAGGAAGAGAUCACCAUCAUCAGAUCGUCUCGCAGGACUGGAAAGUAAGAUUAACUGCUUAAUUGAUGUUUUGAAGCAGAGAGAGGUUAGGACGCCCGCCCAUUCUCUCUCCCCGAUAUCUCAGGACAAUCAGCGGUCUCGAAACGAGGCAGAAUCCACAGGAUCUGUCUCGCCCUUGAGGAACAGGUUGAAACGGCGGAUCCGACGGUGCAUCGCCCAGGUCCCAUACAGAGGUUACUCUAGACGAGAAUCCCUCCCUACUAUUCCCGACCACAGAGGACGAUGUAGCUCCUUUUACCAAGCAGCUAUUCGGCUCAGACUUGGAGGGCGAACAACAGCUCCACCUUGGAACGAGAUAGUGACACAGAGGUGGCGCGAUCUGACGCGCAAUGGUCUCUCGCCGGAUCAGCGCAAAUCACUCUUGCGAAAAUAUUCCCCUGCGGAAACGUUAGCCUUUCUCAAAGCCCCUACUCUUAACCAAGAAUGUAAGGUGGCCUUGAAGAACAGCUCUCUGAUUAAAAGAGAUGAGUACAACGCUAAGAAUCAUGACCAGAUUGGCAUAGUCUUGUGCGUCCUCGGGGAAGCCAUCUCCGAUCUUUUUCGCCCAGGCACAGAAAAAUCUUUAAGCCCCGAAGCUUGCUUGGCAGUUUCAAAAGUAAAUGAGGGUGCUAAGAUCCUAGCGGAUCUGUUUUAUCGGUUAUCAUUAACCAGAAGAGCACAGAUCAUACCGGCUUUAAAUCUGAACGCCAAAAAUACAGCUGAAGCAAUUCCAGUAGAUGAUCUUCUGUUUGGAUCAGACUUUGGAGAACAAAUGAAAAAAGUGGCUGCCAUGGAAAAAUCAUCAAAGGAGAUUAUUAAGACUCCGUUAUCUAUUUCGAGAAGAAUUCAGCAACCAGUUAAACAACCGUUGCAGAUGUCAACAUCGAGAUCGGGAAACAACCGUGCCCCUGUAAGAAACUCGAGACCGGCGAGAAGGACAGGGGCAACGAACAGCAGUCGCCGGUCAGCACACCGGUCCAGGUCUCACUCAAGGAGACGCUAAAGGAGGUAGAGGUAAAUAGAGCCGGCAGACUAGCUUUCUUCCUUCCCCAGUGGAAAAAGAUUUCGUCGGACUCAAAAAUUUUAGAAGCAGUUGGGGGCUACAGGCUACCCUUUAAACAACAUCUGCCUUCUCAGGUUUACGAACCUCAGUGCCGUCUAUCAAGAGGGGAGGAGCAGAUCUGCUCCCAGGAGAUUUCUAAUCUCCUUAAAAAGGAAGCGAUCGAGAAAGUUUCAGAACAUAAAGAUCAAUUCCUGUCCCCCUUCUUUGUUAUCGAAAAAUCAUCGGGGGGAUGGAGAUUCAUCCUUAACCUCAAGAGCCUUAAUGAAUUCAUCAUCGCCCCACAUUUUAAGCUUGAAGACUGAAAAUCAGUCAUCUGCCUUAUUUCGCCAAACGAUUUCCUGGCAUCCAUUGACUUAAAGGAUGCAUACCUUCUUGUACCUAUCCAUUCGGAGGAUAGAAAAUUCUUAAGAUUCCGUUUCCAAAAUCAGCUCUUUCAAUUUAGAGUACUACCGUUUGGACUAGCAUCGGCUUCUUUUAUCUUCACAAAGAUAUUAAAACCGGUCAUAUCUUCCCUGAGAGAAAGAGGUUUUUUUUCCAUAGUAUAUUUAGAUGACUUUCUUCUCAUCGCACUCACAUACAGUCAAUGGACAGAAAAUGUUAGGGUGACAAUGGAACUCUUAGUAUCCUUAGGUUUUAUUAUUAAUUUUAAAAAGAGCGUGCUCACCCCGGCAAAAUCGUGUCGGUUUUUAGGUUUUAUUUUUGAUACAGGGAACUUUUCAGUUUCAAUUCCUCCUGACAGGAGAGAUGAUCUUCGUCGAAAAUCUCAAGACAUGCUGAAGAGGACCCACUGCAAGAUCCGAUUUCUGGCAAGUUUUAUAGGCUCGCUAGUAGCGGUGUGCCCGGCCGUCCAGUAUGGGCUAUUUCUGAAGACGGAUCUCCAAUGGUGGAUCAAGAUCUUUACAGAUAAACUCCAAAGAAAUUAUAUCAGAUCAGGACAAUUUAACAUGGAAAUUUUUACCGAUGCCUCUCUAACGGGAUGGGGUGUGGUAUGUAACGAAACAUGAACUCACGGCUUUUGGUCGCCUAGUGAGAAACAAUAUCACAUUAAUUACCUUAAACUUCUAGUAGUAUUUCACGCAUUGAGAUGCUUCGCUUCUCAUAUGGAAGGAUCCAAGAUUUUUUUGAGAGUGGAUAAUUCUACCGCUAUUUCAUAUGUUAACCGUAUGGGAUCUGUCAAAUUUCCUACCUUGUUUGAUCUAGCUUGUGAGAUUUGGUGUUGGUGCUCCCGAAGAAAUAUAUUUAUUUACGCUUCGUAUAUUCCUUCUGCUCAAAAUUUUGAGGCAAAUGCAGAAUCACGCAUAGUGUCAGAGGAAACUGAGUGGUCCCUCGGGAAGCAAUAUUUCAACGAGAUUGAGGCAGCUCUGGGCCUUUUCGAGAUAGAUUUGUUCGCUUCAUCAAUUAACAAUAAAUGCUGUGAUUUUAUAUCUUGGCAUCCAGAUCCAUUAGCACAAGCAGUUGACGCAUUUUUAAUGAGUUGGAAUCAAUUUUAUUUUUAUGCCUUCCCUCUUUUAUUUUAAUUCUAAAGGCCUUACGGAAGAUUAUUACUGAUAGGGCGGAAGGCGUGGUUGUGGUACCCUGGUGGCCAGCCCAACCGUGGUUCCCUCUAUUCAAUCAAUUAGCCAUAGGUCAACCUAUUAUCUUUGCACCUAAUAUGGACAUGUUGUCAUCCACUUUCAGGAAAAUCCGUUCAGCCUGGAGGAGAAUUUCCCUGGCGGCCGCAAGAUUAUCCGGCAAGCUUUCCGGCUCAAAGGAACGCCGCCGGCAGCGUUAGAAACUACUCUCGCAUUAAUAUCUGAGGCCACAGUGGCACAAUACACCAAACCGAUUAGAGAGUGGUGGCAUUUUUGUAGGCAGAAGCAAAUCGGCUGCUUCACAACGCCGGUUCCCUUUCUGGAAUUUUUAUCCUCCACCUUAUCUGGAAUAGGCUCCUAUUCCACCCUUAACACAUAUUGUUCAGCCAUAUCUCUUAUCUCUCUUAAUGAGGUGGGUUCACACCCUCUGGUAAAGAGGUUCUGUAAGGACGUCGCGGUUCUAAAACCACAACGUCCACGUUACGAUUUUGUCUGGGAUCCAUCUCCAGUGUUAGAUCACCUAGCCAGUUUACCAUGUGAGAAUCUAUCGCUCGAAAUAUUAUCGAGAAAACUAGCGACAUUAUUUGCCCUUACAACAGUUCAAAGGAUGCAAACCCUCGCGGCCAUACAACUAUCAAACAUUAGCUUAACGGAUUCAUUAAUUAUUAAAAUUCUGGCUAGACUUAAAACUUCCGGAAUCGGAAGGUCUCAGCCAUUACUAUUUUUUCAACCUUUUCUGGACAAACCAGAACAUUACAUUUUUUCUUUAGUUAAAUUUUAUUUGAAGGUUACAACCAACCUCCGUUCUCAGAACUGCGACUCUUUCUUUAUUUCAUUUUGAACCUCUUACAACCCAGUUUCUUCGCAGAUUUUGGGAAGAUGGGUUAAGUCAGAGCUAGACGCAGCGGGAGUAGACACAAGUAUCUUUUCUACUCACUCUAUUCGCCAUGCAGCUACUCUCUAGCAGCAAGCAAAGGCAUUAACCUAGAAGAAAUUCGUCGUACAGCCGCUUGGGCCAAAUCGUCAGAAGUUUUCGCGCGUUUCUACAACCGGACAAUAAUUAAAAAUUUGUCGUUCCAAGACGCAAUUCUGAAUAGAUAACAAGGGCACUUUGUUGACCAAUUUUUUAACUUGUCAAAGAACAUUUCAUUUUUUAUUGCUAGCAAAUUACAUUUCUGUAUCACUUUAUCUUUGCACACACACAUGUGAGUUUUAUUCUGCUCAGUGAUAUAUGCACAUCAUAUUAAAGAACUUAUAAGAGAUAAAUAAGAUCAAUCUUAUUUAAACUUUUCCGUACAAAUCUGUCCUUUAAACAUCUACCAUUAUCCAUCCGGGCGAGACAUAGCAUAAUUGUACAAUUAAACAAACUUACAGUGAAGUUUGAUUGUAAUUAUGCGGUCUCGUCCGGAUGGAGACUCCCUCCCUCCCACACUUUAUUUUUCAGAUUUGUCGGCUUUGAACUAAUGAGGAGGCGCGCGCGAGCAGCGCAGAGGUGCACUCGGCCGCACAAGAGGUGCGGCGCUAAAUUCAAUUUUUUAGUGUGCUUUAAUUUCCUGUUGGGAAGCAACGCAGCGGAACGCUACUACCAUUAUCCAUCCGGACGAGACCGCAUAAUUACAAUCGAACUUCACUGUAAGUUCGUUUAAUUGUACAAUUUUCUAAGUCUACUGUUUCAAUUUUUAUUGCGUUACUAUAUUGGUCGGGUAACAAAUUUUUUAUUUGACAAUUAUUUUGCGAUGACACAUCAUCAGUCAUAGGAAUAUCUUUUUCAUUAGAAACUGACAUAAUUUUUUUCCAAGAAAUUUAAAUGCUGGAUGACAAAUUUGUCAACUUUUAUGGGAAGUUGGCUUUUGAAGCAUCAAUUUUUUAAAUCUGAAAAUUCUGCUUUGACGCAAAAAGACGCAGCAAUUUCGCCAGAUCUUUUAAAGACUGGACGCAUUACACUUGUCCAUAUGGAUAAAUAGGGUAGUAAACGUGCCCUAACUUGUUCAGCAAAAUCAGGAUUGUAACAAACGUUGAUAAUGCUACCAUCUCUCGAGUUUUCGGCAAUUUUUUUGGACGAAUUUAGAACAGAAAUGCUCCAUUCCUUUCAAUCGGUAUCAUCUGUUUCAUGUUCGGAAAAAUCGUCAGAACAACGUUUAGUUUCAUCAUUAAGAUUUUCAUUUUUUUAUUUUCUAUUGUUUUUAACAUGUCAUUAAUGGCACUGCUACCCUUAAUUAUACUAUUUAAAUAUUGCAUGUGUACAUCGGACCUUAAUAUCUCUCCAUUGCUUGUGGAACCAAUACUUUUACUUAGCGUUACACUCAGUAACGAUUCCAUAAAAUACUUUAAUUCCUUAAAAGAAUCCAUGAGGUAGGCUUGACUAAUGCAUCGGAGAUAAAAUGCUCGUACUAAAGUCUUAUUUUUGCCUUUAACCAUUUUCAUUUAGAGACCAUAAAAAUAAGAUGACAUCCAAUUUGAUCUAGCAGAAUAGAAUUAAAUCAAUAUUUUCUAAAAAUGUUGCAGCGAAACAUUUACACAAAUAAUCUUGGAAAUUCACACAUUUUGCGAAAACGUCAGAAACGGCAAUUAAAAUGGCCCAUCUAAAAUUAGUUACAACUGUAUAGUCGUGAGCUAAAAGGUUGCAACACAUUUUCUUCGAUUGUUUUUGAAAUGUAGACUUGCUCAUUAAACGGCGAACGUCGUUGGUUCUUACCUGUGGAUCCAACCAAUUAAGCAUCAAACCAUCUACCAUAAAAAAAAAUGUGUUGCUACCUUUUAGCUCACGAUUAUACGCGGAACAAGUACACCUGCGGCAAUAAUACUGCGUAAAAAGAAAGCGAUCAUCAGUGCUCUUUAAUCGGCCGAGAUCAUUUAAAAUACAGGUGUACUACCACUUUUAUUAACAAGAACACAUUGAUACAAAAAUAUCGGUGGAUCUUGCAACAAUCCGCGCUUAAUUAUUCCGCCUGUGGCAUUGAUUGUCAAAAAAGCUUCCGCGUCUUUUUUACAUCUUUCUGUAUAUAACAUUUUUUGUUCAACAUUUCAAUAUAUACAAUAAAAUGGUAAUUAACCGAUACUAAUAAUUGAUCCAGUAUGAGUACUGCAUUUUGCGCUAUUUAAUAAAUUUAAAACUGGAUUGCUGAAUACUAAUCCAUGCUGUUUCAAUAAUCUUUCUUCUUUUGCCUUACGCAAGACAGCAGACAAAGGAAGUAUAGGAGAAUCUUUGUCUCCGAAUACUUAUAAGCGUUUUGGUUCUUCUCUACGGAAAGUGACAGCAUCUGCACGUUCUUUGAUCAUUUUAUCCGCUAUUAUUUUACGACAAAUAGGGGGCGUCCGGGAGAGUAUACCCGCCUUCCACUAAAAUGUUUAUAAACCUUUCUAUACUUACAUAUCGCUAUUUUCUAUAAAUUGUAUCUUAAGCUGCAUUAUUUAGCUAUAUUUUCUCCUAAGAAAGUUUGAUAUAUCUUUAAUAAUUUAUGAGUUAUUAACGAUUUCUACCAAAAUGAGAUUCGGCUAAUAUCCCCCACCUGGGUGGGAGACUUGAACCCCUAAGUAGGGAGCCUUUAUCCGGGUUUAAAAAUAGGCAAAAUAAUCAUUAAAAAUCGUAAUUCUAUAAAGAAAUUUAAUCAUAAAAAUAAGGCACAUAGUAUUACGUAGUAAAAUGAGAACAUGAGGUACUUUGAGUAUCUUUGAGGUAUAUAAGUAAGGAAUUAACUAGUAUCACACAUAUUUUUAGUUAUAACAUAGUUACUUUUACAAUAGUGAGUGUUUAUAAACUUAUAAUUAGAAAUCCUUUUUAACAAAAACUAUAAUCUUUUGAUAUAAAGCAACAAUAUCAGUCACAAUUCUCACAACCAACAGCAAUAUUUUCUAAUUUUUGGUUAUAAAAAUUAGUUUAGUCAAUCUACAACAAUAUCUUAAUCAUCAACAUAGAAAAAAAUCUAAAGUAACUUAGGUACCUUUAUAGCGAAAAUAAUAGUCUGAACCUAUUUUAUCUUUUACAUAACUAGGUAGUAAACCUUGUAAGUAGAUAUUACAAAUCAGUCUUAUGUAUACCUUGUAUGUUAUCAGCAAAACAAAAAUUAAAAUUACUGUCAAAAUUAAGAACAAAAAUAAAAUUUAAAACAAAAUAAUUAAAUCAACAUCAAAAAUAAUCAUAGUCUUCAUCAGUCUUUCUUUCUUUAAUUGGAACAAAGAGGACAAAUAAACUGUUCCUUAUCAUCUUUGGACCGUCUAACACACAUUUUAUGGACAUAUUUGCCACAAAGAGCACAAAGUCUUAAGUCCAUCAUUUUGUCUGCUCCACAAAUGAAACAAAACCAAUUAUCAAUUCUAUCUGGUACUUCAUCCCAUGGAUUAUCAGAGCUAUUGUCAUACUUGGGUUCUUCGUCAAGGUCUGUCUCACUGUCACUUGACUGUAAAAUUUGUCUUUUUACUGUCUUUUUCUUUGCUUCACCUUUUGGUUUCUUUUUUUAGUUAUUUUAGUUUUCUUGUUUUUCGAUGCAUAAUCAUUAUCUAGGUCUAGUUUUUCUGGUGUUUCUGUUAAAAUUUUAGUUUUUCCGGGCUGUCUACCACGACGAAGACUUUUUCUAAAAGCAGCUUUUAGAAAAGGACAAAUCAUUUGUGGUAAAACUAUUUUUGGUUUUUGUCGUGAAUCGGAAUCUACCGUUGUUAUAUUCAGAUCUUGAGAUGUAGAAGCUACCUCUGCUGAUUGUUUUAAUAUUGCGAUUGCUUGCUCAAAUUCCUCCUCAGUUAAAAUUGAUGGUGAACUGGCUCUAGACGCCGCAGUUUCAUUCAUGAAUACUGAUGCUGAUGUCAAAGGCUCUGACUGACCUUGUACGGUAGAUGUUGAAGGUGAUUUGAUCGUGGCGUUAUAUCUGGAGGUAGUUCUGGAGCUACUGAGGGCGAAGCAAUCGAAGAAACAUCUUGCUCUUGAAAUUCACCAGUCAUUUUUCUGUCCGUUAUUGCGGAGCAUAAAAAAUCUUCAUCUGUAAAGAUGCCCGGGUUGUAGGAAUGUAUCCCAGUUUUUCGAAAUCCAGUCAAAAUGUUGGAUUGGCUAAAAGCCUGCGACAUAAUUGUGCUUACAAAUCCGGGUAUACUGUAUACCGUAACAGUUUGCCCUAGGAUGCUUAGCACCCAAUUAUUCAUGGCUGAGUUAUAUCUAGACUUGAAAGAUGAAUAAAUGGCAAUAUCUAAUGACUGUAACUUAUUGCUGCAGUGGGG
This is a messenger RNA of Solenopsis invicta (red fire ant), 7904 nucleotides long. RefSeq lists its product as uncharacterized. The coding region runs from base 1 to 1068 and encodes 355 amino acids. The record is from RefSeq and is a predicted model, not a curated record. Lineage: Eukaryota; Metazoa; Arthropoda; Insecta; Hymenoptera; Formicidae. The transcript has 2 exons.